CAUUGUUUAUACUCUAUUUCGGGAACUGGAAGCAUAGAAAUAUGGAAGCUGAAGAAUCUGUAAUUUCCCCAUCGGUUUAUCUUGAGUUUCUCGCCACUCAGGAGGUGAUAAUGCGUGAUUAUGUUAUGCUGGACUUCAAGGAUGCCAUGGAGGCGAACGGGCAGCUCUUUGAGAACGCUGUGGUUCUCGAAAUUGGCUGUGGCAGCGCCCUUUUAUCCAUGUGGGCCGCUCGUUUGGGUGCCGCCCGGGUAAUUGCCCAAGAGCCAACUCCUGUGGCCCAGGUGGCCCGACAAUUGGUAAGCCAAAAUCAAUUGGAUCAUAUAAUUGAAGUGAUCGAAGGAGAUAUCAAAGAGAUUACCAUGCCGGUAAAUAAAUUUGAUGUUAUUAUAUCCAAAUGGAUGGGGGCUUGUCUCAUGUAUAAUAAAAGUUUGGAUGCGGUUCUCUAUGCCCGUGACAAGUGGUUGAAAUCGGAUGGAUAUAUCUUUCCUUGCAAUGCUCGUCUAUAUCUAACAGCUGCCACCGAGAAUCGAAACUAUGUGCCGCCCAAACGUUUUUGGUCACGAUUCGCCGGCUUGAAUAUGUCAUAUGCCAGUCAAAUUGUCCAACGUAUGCCAUUGGUAGCCGCAGUGCCUGCAGAUCAAUUGCUUGCCAAGAGUGAACUUCUCAAGACCUUUGAUCUGAUGACCUUAAAACGCAAUGAUCUCAGUUUUACAACGAAAUUUUGUUUGCCCAUUGUACGCAAAUGCAUUGCUCAUUGGUUUGUGGUUUACUUUGAGUUCGAUUUCCCUCAUAAUGAUGGGGUCAAAACUAUAUCGACCAGUCCCCUGGCCCCGUGUACCCAAUGGAAGCAGACACUCUUUCACAUCGACGAACAUUUGCCUUUGUGUGUGAAUGAUACGAUCAGUGGUUUAUUUGUGGUCAAACGUGGCGAUCGUCAUCUGGAUUUCGAUAUCAAUUGGAGAUGCCAAAAUGAUUUGAUUAACAUUCGUAUGCAUAAGCAAAUCUGUCGUAUGCAGGGUAAAGCUGCAAAUAUGUAAAAUACCAUUUAUAACUCAUUUAAUUUUUAUAACGAUUUUUAACAUGAAUAACAUUUUUGGUCUGUCGUUCUACAUGAGACAAA
This is a messenger RNA of Drosophila willistoni, 1120 nucleotides long. RefSeq names its product protein arginine N-methyltransferase 1-A. Gene Ontology annotation, molecular function: protein-arginine N-methyltransferase activity. Lineage: Eukaryota; Metazoa; Arthropoda; Insecta; Diptera; Drosophilidae. Gene Ontology annotation, cellular component: nucleus. Gene Ontology annotation, biological process: peptidyl-arginine methylation. Bases 42 to 1037 code for a protein of 331 amino acids. The record is from RefSeq and is a predicted model, not a curated record. The transcript is spliced from 2 exons.